GAAAAAACUCAAAAAGUGAAACCCUAAUCCCAUUGAAACAGAGAAAGAGGAAGAUGGUUUUCUUGCCAGAUGAUCUCUGUGCAACAAUAUUAUCGAGACUACCCAUAAAAACCUUCACAAGUUUUAAACUAGUUUGCAAGCAAUGGAACUCAGUUGUUGAGUCUCUGAUUUUCCGCGAUCUUUUCAUAGCUCAACACCAAAACACUCAAUCUUCUUCAUGGUCGCUCAUCAUGGGUGCUGCUAAUAGGACAGAGUUCUUGGCUCACUACAAAUGCAACACUUGGGGACUUCAGCGGUCUCUAGACUCGUACAUCUCGUCUUUCAUUGCAUGCAAGUUCGAGAACCAGAAAGACAAUUACCGACGAGGCAGCGUCGUGGCUUACAGCGAUGCAGGGUUUAUUUUGAUUGAUGUAUCAUCUUACACCGAUGGUGGGUGGAAUUUCGAGAAGCUAUCCUUGUUGGUGGCUAAUCCAGUUUCACAGGAAUGCAUUGAAAUUGAUGCUCCUAAAGCGUUUGAAAAUAGUGGAAUUUUCUUGCCUUUUGGAAUAGCCACACGAACUGAUAACGGCGUCGUUGUAAGUUAUAAAAUUGUUGCGUCUUCAGCUAAGAGCUACACUGAGAAGUUAGAUUUGAUGAUAUAUUCAUCUGAGACAGGUUUGUGGAGCCGCAUAUUUCCUCUCCCUUCUAAGUUUGAGAGGUGUCACUAUACCAUUAGCUUGAACGGGAAUCUUCACUGGCUAUCUCGCAAUAAUGAUGAACUUCUAUCCAUGGAUUUCAACGCCACUACCAAGGCAUCUAGUCCAUUCCGUUACACGGCUUUCCCUGAUUUAGAUAAACAUGUCAAAUUCAGAAGAGCUUGCACAACUUAUCAAGGAAGUCUCAUGUAUAUGAAUAUAGUCUCCCAAGUCAAUGAUGAUCGGAGUGUAGACCAUAAGUUAUGUCUAUGGCGGCUCAAGAGCUGGGAAUGGCAACUCAUAUCUGAAGUCUCUACGUCUUUGACUGAGACCAACUUCGAUUAUAUUCCGUUGAGAAUUAACUCUUUUGAUGCUACAACAGCCUACUUUCUUAGCCAGAAGCACCAAUGUUUGAUAGCUAUUAACUUACGAAACGGUGAGUGUUUGCUCCACAGUGAGUUGGAACGUACCAGCGGUGGGCGCAUUCUGAGUUCUGUUCACUUGCCGCAAGGAUCUUUUUUUCACUCAUUCGUUCUCCCACAAUGGCUGUAUCGGUUACCAAGAUAGAACGGUGAGAAGGGUGUAGACAUUAUUUGAGAGCCUCAAAUCAUUGUUUCCUAAUUUUUUUUUUUUAUUAUUACUCUUACUUCUUUAUUCAAGAAUUUGUAAGAUGGUGCUUGUUUUUAGUGUUUUGUUUGAAGGAAAAAAUAUUGGAAGAAAA
This is a messenger RNA of Raphanus sativus (radish), 1395 nucleotides long. RefSeq names its product F-box protein At3g28330-like. The transcript has a single exon. Lineage: Eukaryota; Viridiplantae; Streptophyta; Magnoliopsida; Brassicales; Brassicaceae. The record is from RefSeq and is a predicted model, not a curated record. Bases 54 to 1241 code for a protein of 395 amino acids. Gene Ontology annotation, molecular function: protein binding.